Triticum aestivum (bread wheat) is the source of this 4837-nucleotide messenger RNA. RefSeq names its product putative pentatricopeptide repeat-containing protein At5g52630. The record is from RefSeq and is a predicted model, not a curated record. Gene Ontology annotation, biological process: RNA modification. The transcript is spliced from 4 exons. The coding region runs from base 38 to 1834 and encodes 598 amino acids. NCBI's taxonomy places the organism in Eukaryota, Viridiplantae, Streptophyta, Magnoliopsida, Poales, Poaceae. Gene Ontology annotation, molecular function: protein binding; RNA binding; zinc ion binding.
UUCAAGCGGCGGCAGUCAAAUUGAACUCGAGCCACAUAUGCCCCCGCCGUUGCAGCCGCUCGCCGCGGCUCCCGCCUGCGCGCGCACGCUGGCCGACCUCCUAGUUGCGCUCUCAGCCGCCCGCGCGCUCCCCAAGGGCCAGCAGCUCCAUGGCCACCUUCUCAAGGGCGGCCAUCUCCCCGCCGUCGCCUCCUCGCACGCGCUGCUCGCCCACCACCUCCUCACCUUCUACGCCCGCUGCUCGCUCCCCGAGCUUUCCCUCCGCGCCUUCCUCGACCUCCCCGCUCCCCCCUCCCCCGCCGCAUGGUCCUCCCUCAUAUCCUCCUUCGCCCAGAACGGCCUCCCGGCGGCAGCCUUUGACGCCUUCCGCCGCAUGCUCGCGGCCGGGGUCGCCGCCACCGACCGCUCCAUCCCCCCCGCCGCCAAGGCCGUCGCAGCUGCCGCGGACUCCUCGCGCCCUCCGCUUGCCCCGCACGCCCUCCAUGGCCUUGCCUCCAAGACGCCGUUCGCGGGCGACGUGUUCGUGUGGUCGGCGGUUCUUGACAUGUAUGCCAAGUGCGGGAACCUUGCGGACGCCCGCCGGGUGUUCGACGAAAUGCCGGAGCGGAAUGUUGUCUCGUGGUCUGCCCUCAUUGGUGGCUACGCGGAUGCUGGGAUGCAUCCUGCAGCACUCUGCAUCUUCCGCUCGGCACUGGAGGAGGCUGUGCAGGUCAAUGACUUCACAGUUUCGUGCAUUGUUCGUGUAUGUGCUGCAGCCACACUCUUUGAGCUUGGGGCUCAGGUACAUGCCCGAUCUAUAAAGACAGCACUUGAUGCAUCGCCGUUUGUGGGCAGCUCGCUUGUUUCUCUGUACUCGAAGUGUGGCCUUGUGGAUUGUGCUUACCAGGUGUUCAGUGCAGCACCUGAGAGAAACCUUGGGAUUUGGAACGCAGUGCUCAUUGCAUCUGCACAGCAUGGCCAUACUUCCACAGCAUUUGAACGUUUCACAAAGAUGCAGAAUGCCGGGUUCCGUCCUAACUUCAUUACCUUCCUUUGUUUACUCACAGCAUGUAGCCACGCUGGUCUUGUCGAUGAGGGGAAGCGAUAUUUUUCCCUCAUGAAAGAAUAUAGAAUUGAACCGCAGGUUGAACAUUAUGCUGCAAUGGUUGACCUACUUGGUCGUGUAGGACGUAUAACUGAAGCACUGGACCUUAUUGAGUCAAUGCCCAUGGAACCACCUGACUCUGUUUGGGGUGCACUCCUAAUGGCAUGUCGCAUGUUCAAGGAUGCAGACACUGCGGCAAUUGCUGCAAAGAGACUGUUUGAGACAGGGUCUCGCAGCUCUGGUGCACACAUGCUCUUGUCAAGCACGUAUGCAGCUGCAGGAAGGCAUGUCGAUGCAGCACUUGCAAGGAAGGCAAUGCGUGAUGCAGGUAUACGGAAAGAGACUGGUCUUAGCUGGCUUGAGGCUGCAGGGGAGGUGCAUACCUUUGUUUCAAACUGCAGGAGACAUCCAAGAAGCAAUGAAAUUUAUAAUGUGCUGGAGAAAGUUGGUAAGAAAAUGGCGGCAGCUGGUUAUGUGGCAGACACUAGUGCAGUGGUUAAGGAUGUGGACAGAGAUGAGAAGUGCGCAUCACUGGGGUAUCACAGCGAAAGGCUAGCAAUAGGGUUAGGGCUCUUGAUUGUUCCGGAAGGUGUGCCAAUCCGAGUUAUGAAGAACUUAAGAGUGUGUGAUGAUUGUCACAAUGCAGUUAAGUAUCUCAGUAAGUGUACAGGAAGAGUUGUGGUUCUCAGGGAUAACCGUCGAUUCCACCGGUUUGAAGCUGGGUUGUGCUCUUGUGGGGAUUUCUGGUGAUCUACACCAUUCUCUUUCCUAUUGCCCUUAUUGGGCAGUUUGGCUCACAUGGAUUCAUCGAUUGGGUCUUUCACUUAAAGUACAUUUCUUUGAUAAAUGGGUCUAUGUGAACUCAGAAGCUGAUACGAGUCAUAAAGUUUAUUUUGGCAUUAUGGUGAGGUGAUGGAUUCAAUUUUAGGGCUGCUUGGAAAUUUUGCAAUAAGUCUGGUCACUUAGGAUGAAACAAUUCUUGGAUAUGGAAGAUGGCCACAUAGUGCUACUAUAUAUUCAGGGACGACAUGACUCUGUGGCCUUCUUAUUUGCAGUAUUCAUACAAUGUACCAUGGAUCCACUGGAACAUAGCAUUUUUUGUAGAAUAGUUAGAGAAGAACUCAUGAUAUCAUCUUAUGAGUUAUGGCAUCAUACUGUGGUGCAUAUUGCUUUCACAUGAGUGUAACCAUAGCCCCUCACAGAGCGAUCGAACAUUAGUUGCACUUGUUUAUUCCAUUUUAUCCGGGAGAAGAUCAAAAUGGGCCACUAAACACACUGUUGUGCAUAUCUCUCCACUGUUGUGAAAUCGACCGCUUCAUGCUUUGGCAGACCCAUGUGUUCAUGCCUUUUUCUUGGGCUUGUCUGAUAAUCUGCAUUUAGUAUGUACACUUUCAUUCCAAUGCCCUGCGAGUCCUAAAAGAACUGCCUCUCCAGUUUCAGCGAAACUGCAAAAUAUUGAUUUCUUUGGAUUGGAUGUUGUCACCUGUAUUUGUAUACUGAAACUGCUGGGCUUAUACAUGCUCUCGUGAGACAGAUCCUUCAACAGGAUAUCCUUAGGGUCAACCUCAGUUCAAUGAUUUGACGCUACUUCCUCCUGCACAGAAGAAUGACUGAGAAACUUUCCGGGAAGCAUGCUCUCAAUAACAGGGAAAUGAUGGCUGGAUCCUACACUGGUGGUUAUGUCUUUCUAAACAUAAGUUUCAAUUAUUGUAUGGCCAGUGUCACUAUCUGUAAUUCUUCUGUGAAGGAACUAGGUAUCAUAUAUAUAUAUAUAUAUAUAUAUAUAUAUAUAUAUAUAUAUUUAUUAAUCAUGGGUAGUACGGGUUUUAAUAUCGAAUCUUUUGGUUAGUUGGCAUGAUUUGAUGGAUGCAUUUCGUUUGGAAAAUGUCUUACAGACUCUGAUUGUGUACACAAUCACUGGUGUUAUUGGCCAGAGUAAAAUCUUGGGCAAAAGACACUGUUCAUUGCUGGUCCCAAAUGAUGAUUGGUGAACCCCUCUCUUUUGAACCACACAAAGAUAUGGAUGAAUGGUUGCCAAGUGGGUGAGAGAUUUGGUGGGGUAGAGAGUGACAGGGGAACUCAUCUUCAACACGCAUAUCAAACUGCAGCCUGCAGGUUUCCUGGGGAAGCCAGUAGCCUAGCAUGUCCUAUAUAUACAAAAGGGUUUAGUUGUGGGCUCUUGUAAGCAACACUAACAGAAGCAUUUCCUGUCAAAUAUGAGUUCUCUAAGAGGGUUUGGAAAUAUCGCCAGAAGAUGGAGAGAACUCAAUGGUGCGAAUUACUGGAAGGGGCUACUUGAUCCUCUUGACGUCGACCUCCGGAAGAAUAUCAUCAACUACGGUGAGCUCUCACAGGCAGCAUACACUGGGCUCAACAGAGAGAGAAGGUCAAGGUACGCUGGGUCUUGCCUCUUCAGACGCAAGGACUUCCUCAGCAGGGUAGAUGUAUCAAACCCUAAUCUGUAUGAGAUUACGAAGUUUAUAUAUGCAAUGUGUACCGUGAGCUUGCCGGAUGAUUUCAUGAUAAAGCCACUGUCAAAGGCCGCAUGGAGCAAGCAGUCAAAUUGGAUGGGGUUUGUUGCUGUGGCCACCGACGAGGGUAAGGAAGUGCUCGGGAGGCGGGAUGUGGUGGUGGCAUGGCGUGGGACAAUACGGGUGCUAGAGUGGAUGGAUGACCUUGAUAUUUCCUUGGCGCCUGCUUCAGAAAUAGUACGACCAGGGAGUGCCAAUGAUCCCCGUGUUCAUGGAGGAUGGUUGUCCGUCUACACGAGUACUGACCCAGGGUCUCGGUACAAUGAACAGAGUGCACGAUAUCAGGUGUUGGAUGAAGUCAAAAGGCUGCAGGAUCUGUACAAGCAAGAGGAGACCAGCAUCACCAUAACAGGUCACAGCCUUGGGGCCGCUCUUGCAACCAUUAGUGCUACCGACAUUGUCUCCAACGGCUACAACAAAACCUGCCCGGUCUCGGCCUUCGUGUUUGGUAGCCCCAGAGUGGGCAACUCCGACUUCCAGAAAGCAUUUGACAGUGCGGAAGAUCUGAGGUUGCUCCGUGUCCGGAACUCCCCUGACGUGGUCCCAAACUGGCCAAAGCUGGGAUACAGCGACGCCGGCACAGAGCUCAUGAUCGACACAGGGGAAUCACCCUACAUCAAGAGCCCUGGGAACCCCUUAACAUGGCAUGAUAUGGAGUGUUACAUGCAUGGGGUUGCCGGGACGCAGGGGAGCAACGGAGGGUUUGAGUUGGAGGUUGAUCGGGACAUCGCGUUGGUGAAUAAACACGAAGAUGCACUGAAGAAGGAGUAUUCGAUUCCACCGUCUUGGUGGGUGGUUCAGAACAAAGGUAUGGUGAAAGGCAAGGAUGGUCGGUGGCAUCUGGCCGACCAUGAGGAUGAUGAUGACUGAUCCUUUUACGUGAUGCAAUUCAGUGCGACAGCUGGGCAACAAGUUGCAACCAACGAGCUUUCCUUGAGAACAUGGCAAAUAUUCUGCAUUAUCUUCUUUUAACUGUUUGAGAGUAAAGAAAUGCAUCCUGUUAUGUUCGAACUCAUAUUUUUCAGUGAACUGUUAUUGCUUUCGAGACCAGUGAGUUUAAAGAACUCUGAUCGAUCUUGCUGUAAUAAAGUCUUAAUUUUUUUUAGCUGUUCAUGUGUGACAUUUCCCCGCAUGAACAAUGUUAAGGAACUUGUGUGCUUUGUGUAUUAUUUGAUUAUUUCCUAAUAACAAGUAACAUGCACACAGUAUCAUGUUAGGUGUA